AUGGCCAAGAGAUGUCCCCACCCUCUUCCCCACAAUCUGGUCCGAAGGCGCCCGCCAUUGGCUGAGCAAGGCGAUGAGGAUGGAAUAAGGUUUACGCUAGAUCGGAUCAUGGAAGGCCCGUCGCCUAUAAGCGAGCCAGUAGAUGUCGCUGCUUUACGCAUUGGCGGUGGCGGUGGCGGUACACUUCUUAACCAGUUUGGCGAACUCUUUCUUCACUCCUCGAUCGAUGUCAUCAAUGCCACCCACCAGACGUCGAAUAAUGAAUCUACUAGUAGCCUUGGUCCAGAGUCCCACAGCCUCCUCCAUUCACCGCCCAGUCGUCCAACUGAUUGCGUCUCAAAGACUGAUGGUUGGGUAGUCUCUUCCUCACAAGCGCAGAGACACUCUGCUCCACUCUGCCAGUUGAAAUCAGAGGAGUUUGAUACCAAGGAAAUAAGGUUUCUCAAUGUGUGGUCGGAAAUCCCUCACCAGACAUCGGAAUAUGGCCUAAAGGAGGAAGCAAGAGGAGGGACCAGUAUCAACCUGCAGCAGAACGCCAUGAUGCCAAGGCGAGAGAAGGCUUUGAGUCUCAACGCAAGGGCAUACAACUGGCCCCCCCAGGGAAACCAUAAUGGCUUCCGGGAAUACUCCGUAAAGCGGCUGCCGACUUAUCGGGAUAAGCCCUGGCGGGCCGAUAACAGAUCGGUCCAGAUCUUGAGAGACCGGUCGAUGAUGCUGCAUGAGAGGGGAGAGCCCCCGUGUUUCAACAACUUGGUCCGACCUGGAUGGGACAAUUUGACCCGGGAUCAAAUACACGUGGAAGGCCAGCAAGCUUUGGCGCCCAAUCAGCGUACGGCGGACGACGAUUUUCCGAAUGCAGACGAAUGCAGAGGAACAUACUGA
This is a messenger RNA of Drepanopeziza brunnea f. sp. 'multigermtubi' MB_m1, 882 nucleotides long. The record is from RefSeq and is a predicted model, not a curated record. Lineage: Eukaryota; Fungi; Ascomycota; Leotiomycetes; Helotiales; Drepanopezizaceae.